Messenger RNA from Bacidia gigantensis, 1845 nucleotides. RefSeq lists its product as uncharacterized. The record is from RefSeq and is a predicted model, not a curated record. The transcript is spliced from 3 exons. NCBI's taxonomy places the organism in Eukaryota, Fungi, Ascomycota, Lecanoromycetes, Lecanorales, Ramalinaceae. The coding region runs from base 1 to 1845 and encodes 614 amino acids.
AUGACUGCUCCUAUCUCAACAAAUGCGCCAAAUGGCACCACUAAUGGCGCAUUUUCAGGCGUAUCGCUCAACGAUCUGCCAAAGACAAACACAUUCACAUCCAAUCUCCCCUCGGACUCAGCUUUCAAGACACCAUCUAUCUCACACAAGGCGCCGCGCGAUGGACUGGGCCCUCGAAUCGUCAAAGGCGCACUGUACACCUAUGUCAGACCUGAAAAGGCUGAUGAGCCGGAGCUAUUAAGUGUUAGCCCUGCAGCGAUGCAUGAUAUUGGCAUGAAGAAGGCUGAAGACGAGACGGAAGGCUUCAAGCAAUUUGCAGCAGGCAAUAAAAUCUUCUGGGACGAAAAAACGGAGGAGGGAGUCUAUCCCUGGGCGCAGUGCUAUGGAGCAAUCUCAUUGUUCGAAACAACAAAUCCAACGACGAGCGCGCGCUAUGAGUUGCAGGUAAAAGGUGCUGGAAGGACACCAUAUUCGAGGUUCGCCGAUGGCAAAGCUGUCCUGCGGUCCAGCAUUCGCGAAUACGUUGUUUCUGAAGCUCUCAACGGUCUCCACAUACCAUCGACCCGCGCGCUGUCGCUUACGCUGCUUCCCAAGUCCAGGGUUGUCCGUGAGCGCCUAGAGCCAGGUGCGAUAGUGGUCCGAUUUGCGCAAUCUUGGCUCAGGAUAGGCACAUAUGAUAUACUACGUGCACGCGGCGAUCGCAAUCUGAUCCGGCAGCUAUCGGAUUACGUUGCCGAGAAUGUCUACGCUGGUUGGAGUUCGCUCCCAUCCGCGUUCAACGCCUCCAAAUCGCCUUCGGUUGCAAGCGUACCAAAAGACACCAUCCAAGGUUCAGCCGAGACUGAGGAGAAUCGCUAUACCCGUCUCUACCGCGCCAUUGUCCGCCGCAAUGCUCUCACCGUGGCCGCCUGGCAAGCCUGCGGCUUCAUGAAUGGCGUAUUGAACACGGACAACACGUCACUCCUCGGUCUGUCUCUCGACUUUGGACCCUUUGCAUUUCUUGACAAUUUCGACCCUAGCUACACUCCCAACCAUGAUGAUCACAUGCUUCGCUACAGCUAUAAGAACCAACCCUCCGUGAUCUGGUGGAAUCUUGUUCGGCUAGGCGAGAGCAUGGGUGAGUUGAUCGGCGCAGGCUCUAAAGUUGACGACGAAACCUUUAUCUCCAAGGGUGUCACUGAGGACUUCGCACCCGAGCUCAUCAAACGCGCCGAAACACUCAUCCAGAACAUUGGCGAAGAAUACAAAGCUGUAUUCAUGACCGAGUACAAACGCCUCAUGCGUGCACGGCUAGGCUUGAAGAGCGAGCAGGACUCUGACUUUGAUGACCUGUUCUCCGAGCUCCUUGACACCCUCGAAGCAGCCGAACUCGACUUCAACCACUUCUUCCGACGCCUAUCAUCCCUCCGACCCUCUGAUCUAGAGACGGAAGAUCAAUGCAAAGCCAAAGCUCCCAUUUUCUUCCACAAAGAAGGUGUCCCCUCUACCGCUACGCUCAAUGAAGAAGCCGCCCGCGAGCGCAUGGGCAAAUGGUUACGAAUCUGGGCAGAGCGGGUGAAGAAGGACUGGGGCACUAAUCCCGUCGGCCAGGAAGAGAGGGAGAAGGAGAUGAAGGGUGUGAACCCGAAAUUUGUGCCUCGAAGUUGGAUCUUAGAUGAGAUUAUUCGAAAGGUGGAAUUUGAAGGGGAGAGAGAAGUUCUGACGAGGGUCAUGCGUAUGGCGACAAACCCAUUUCAGGAGCGGUGGGCCGAUGGCAAUGACAAAGAAGCGAUAGCGGAAGAGGAGAGGUGGUGUGGUGAUGUGCCGAGAGAGGGGAGGGGAAUGCAGUGCAGCUGUUCCUCAUAG